UGGAGUCUAAGCAAGAAAAAUAUCCAAAAAAUAAGUCACUCUACAGGAAGGAAAUAUUUUUCUCUUUCCUCUUAACAUUCCGAUCGUAGACAAGCGGUCCGACGAGUGCAGUUCUGGGAUGGUUAACCCCGAUAUUUGCAUAGUCAGCGAUACGCACUGAACAGCGCUUCAAGCUUUUGUUUUCAUCGUCUCCCCUAUACGCUAGUAAUACGAUUUGAGGGGGAAAAAGUUUUCCAUGUGCAUCAUGUUGAAAGGCACACUUAUGCUGAGGAUGUUGGUGGAGCACCGGGGAUGAUGCAGUAACAACCGGCAAGGCACGGUAAAAAUUUUUCAUAGCUCAGUUCGACACAGCUGCAGACGAGGCGGAGGUUUGUCAUCACAAUGCAAGAGUUAAAACUGCCCGGGGGUUGGUCCAAGAAAUGGAUCAAGAUUUUCUUCUGCUUGAUCUGCACCAUACUUUGUUAUUUGGGGGUACUGUUGUUAACGAUCGGAUCGGUAUGCAGAAUGCAGUAUGAAGCGCUGGAUGUUCUCAUGGACAUUCGAAUGUAUCGAUUGGUGUUGUUCCUGAUGUUGGUUGGUACACUGUGUCUGGUACUAGCGUUCAUAGGAUUCAUCGGUACAUGGAGAGAAAACCGCCCUGUAUUGUAUACGUUCUGUUUGCUGUUGAUCGUUUUUUCACUAAUGGAGGGUACGGUGGCUUUCAUUGGAUACACACAACGAUACAAUAUGGAAAUAGAAAUGGAAAGCAAACUGUGGUUUGCCGUAAAUAAGUACCCCGUCGAUGUCAGUUGGCAACCGUACGUGGAUUCGUACCAAACGCAGCUAAAAUGUUGCGGAGUCCACAACUAUACCGAUUGGUUUGCGGCGCAACCUCCAGACGAGCUCACGUCGAACGAUAAGGAUCUGAUAGCACAGCUUGUUCCACUUUCCUGCUGUGAUGUUGCAGAUACAACGCAAUGUACAAUCUACAAUGUUAGCUGCCAUACGAGACUGCAAGAUAUUUUUCGCGAUACUGGAAAUACGGUAAUCACUAACACGCUAACAGCGGUGCUGCUACAGUUAUGUGCGGCUGGUUUUGCGUUCUUUUUAGUGCGUAAAUUGAGAUUGUUUACAUUCAUGAAUGAAGAGCUGUUUUAUACGGAAAAGCGGAACCCAUUUGCGUACUCCAAAAUGCAAAGCACGUCUCGAGUCGAGUGACAAAUUGUAAAGUAAGAUUAUUAGCUUAACCGUAAUGCCAUGUAUUUUUAGUCAUGAACUAGAUUUGCCCUUUGCGAAACAUUAAGCCUUUGUGUAACAGUACUGCAACGCUUAUCAGUUUGAGCCUAUGAUAAGACACAAACGAUAACGUACUACGUUGUUAUCGUGUGUUACUAAUUCUUCUACCUAUAGGGGUGGAAGAUUUUUGGAAAGGUACCCCUUUCUAGAAACACAUGUUUUCUUUCCCCUAAUUAAAUAGGUAAUAAAUUUUAUUAGAUCAAACAUUCA
Anopheles funestus (African malaria mosquito) is the source of this 1485-nucleotide messenger RNA. Its product is annotated as tetraspanin-3-like. The record is from RefSeq and is a predicted model, not a curated record. The coding region runs from base 382 to 1197 and encodes 271 amino acids. The transcript has 7 exons. Gene Ontology annotation, cellular component: membrane. Lineage: Eukaryota; Metazoa; Arthropoda; Insecta; Diptera; Culicidae.